This is a messenger RNA of Adineta ricciae, 1467 nucleotides long. Lineage: Eukaryota; Metazoa; Rotifera; Eurotatoria; Adinetida; Adinetidae. The record is from the annotation of a GenBank genome assembly.
AUGGCACAUUCUACAUUUCACAGCGAAGUAAAUCCUCGAUUAACUGAAAACACGUGCGAUGAACCAGAAGCUAGUAUUAUGCCACUCGAAGAUUAUCAAUUGGUCGACCUUGUCUCGCUCGAAAAAGCUAGUGAACCGAUCAAAUCCCAUUUUCGCAACUUCCCCCGCGAUGUCUGGAUCGCUAAAAAUGCAUCGAAGAAGCCAGCUGACGGUCUUACCGUUGACGAAUCAGCCGCCAUUCAUUUGUAUACAAUGGAAAUCAAAGAUCAACCUCUCUAUUCGCUUCUGAAUAAAUUACUGCGUGAUCGUGAUAGACGGAAACUCAAAGAAUGGUUUUCAUAUCUUAAACUCUUUCUAACUGCUCUCUACAAACUACCGCCAUGUUCAGCUAAAGUCAUAUGGCGUGGCGUAAAGACUGACGUUCAAGCAAAAUAUCAUACUGGAGAACAUUAUACAUGGUGGGCGUUCUCAUCGUGUACUUUGUCGUUGCAAGCACUGGAACAACCGAUGUACCUGGGUACCACUGGUGCAAGAACUCUGUUUUCAAUCGAAUGCUUCAAUGGAAAAGAUAUCAAAUCUCAUUCAUACUACAAAGAAGAAGAUGAGGUAUUGCUUUUACCUGGUUUUUAUUUCAAAGUAGUGGGCAAGGUACAAGCUGGUAAUGGUUUACAUAUUAUUCAACUGCGUGAGGUUACUCCACCGUUCGUUCUUCUCGAACCUCCAUUUGAUGUUCAUCGACCGAUCUGCACGUCUUCCGUCACAUCGGAUAUUAGUGAGAUUAUUAAUGAAAUCUAUAACAUGAACGAAAACAAUGAUACUAUGUAUAAGUUGUUCGUUGUUUUACCAGAUCCCCUAUUCAAAUGGGAUUGUGAAAAUGUAUUUUCGAAUCAGCUUGUAAUUCACUUUGUUUGCGAAUGUACUACACAAGAUUUACAUUUCGUUUGCGCUGUUCCUCACGCUGUGCCGAAUACUCGUGUGUUCUUUCAAAUCUAUGGACACUAUAUGAAACAAUUUAUGCUUCCACUAGGACAACAUUUGUCCAAUCGCCAAACUACUGACAGAUACCAUGAUGCUCAAUUUUGGAACGAUUUUAGAAGUAAUCUAGAUAAAGUUAAACAAAUAUUAGAUAUUUUUGCAAACGAACCAAGUAACAUGCUAAAAGCAUCCGAUACAUGUGAUCUAGAACUAUUGCUUGUGCCAUAUGAUGUAUGGGUGUAUCCAUUAUGCCGUUCAAUUACUACGGAAAUGACCGUUCGAUGGGUGUGUAUCACUCAUUAUCCGGUUGAUCAACUCGCGUUAAUUCAUGAAUUAGACAAUAUACCGGAAGUACAGAUGAAUAUAUUUAAAAGUUUUUUGGAAUUCGUUGGUGAGAUGGAUUCUACCAAAAUGGCACGUGUUGCUAACAUAUUGGAUAGCGGACUACGUUUGCGUNUUUAUUACAACUGUGACAACAGCAUAUUUCUCUGA